This is a messenger RNA of Candoia aspera, 4294 nucleotides long. It is a transcript of the gene BMP6, whose product is annotated as bone morphogenetic protein 6. Bases 807 to 2315 code for a protein of 502 amino acids. Gene Ontology annotation, molecular function: growth factor activity; cytokine activity. NCBI's taxonomy places the organism in Eukaryota, Metazoa, Chordata, Lepidosauria, Squamata, Candoiidae. Gene Ontology annotation, biological process: BMP signaling pathway. The record is from RefSeq and is a predicted model, not a curated record. The transcript has 7 exons. Gene Ontology annotation, cellular component: extracellular region.
GCUUCUGCCAGCUGGAUCGUGCUACCUGCGAACCUCGGUAGCCGCGCUCGCAGGGGUGACUCAAAGCUGCCCGGGCUGGCGCGAGGAGAGCGGGCGCAUUUAGGAUUGUCUCGAAACCUCCCUCAUCCUUCGCGCAAACUUCUGCGGGGAGACCGUCGCAGGAAAGCUCCUGAAUUCACCACGCUUUUUGCCUGGGGAGGGAGAAAGAAAGGAGUUGGAUGAUUAGGGGUUUGGCAGUUCGUGUUGGGAUUUUGUUUUGUUUUUCCUUCUCCAUCCCCUUCCACCGCCCAGUCUCUGUCAAGAGCUUCCUCUCUUAUUUUUUUCCCGUGCGAACUUCACUACUGUGAGGUGACGGGGGCUGGGCAGGUUGCUCUCACUUGCUCUUGGCGCGGAAGAGGUACAAAAACCUGCCGGCUACCCUACCCAGAGUGAGGGGAAGUGACCCCGGGCAAAAUUAGAUCACUGAGCGGUCCGGUCAGUCAGGCAUCCCAUGCAGGAAUAGCGGGAGGUGCAGUCUGGGUGCGAGAUCCGGGGGAGCGGGGUUUGCACCUGAGUUGCAAGGAAGGGGCCAGUAGACAGAGCCCUUGCGGCGGUGCCCCCCCCAGCCCCCUGGCUGGGCGGAAGCGGGGAUGGGGUCACUGACGACGAGGGAAACUCCAAGCCCUCAUCUUCCCCUCCCAUGAAUUAACGCCGCCGCCACCCCGAGGGAAGGGGGAUUGGAAAGAGAAGACGAGCGAGCGACAACUUCCACGGCAAGAUUUAGCUGUAAGUUAACGUGAGCGGCGGAUAGGAGAAGCGGGAAAGCGAUGCCUUUGAGGCUGCGCUGGUUUUGGUGGUGGGCGGUGGUGUGUAGUAGCUAUUGCUGCUGCCCCCCGCCUGUGCUGCCUCUCCUGCCCGCCGCGGGGGCGCUUCUCCUGGGCAGCAGGAGCGCCGCAGGCUUCGGCACAGGGAGCAGCAAGGAGCAGCCUCAGGCGGCAGUCUCCACCUCUUCCUCCCCUGCGGGCUUCCUUUACCGUCGCCUUAAGUCCCACGAGAAACGGGAGAUGCAGAAGGAGAUUCUCUCCGUGUUGGGGUUGCCUCACCGGCCCCGGCCCGCGCACGGACUUCAACUGCAGCAGCAAGGAGAGCCCGAAGUUCCUCUUCCCCAGCAGCACCGGCGGCAGCAGUCGGCGCCCCCGCCGGGCAGGCUUAACUCUGCGCCUCUCUUCAUGCUGGAUCUCUAUAACACGCUGUCCGGCGAGGAGGCAGCGGCGGCGGCGGAGGAAGAAGAGGCCGAGCAUCGCGGCAGCGCCCGGCAGUCCUCCACUGCGCGACCUCUGCAGCGCAAAACGCUCCUCAGCCACAACCUGGGAUCCUCCGGCAAUCCUAACCUGGCUAGCUCGCAGGACAGUGCCUUCCUCAGUGAGGCUGACAUGAUCAUGAGCUUUGUCAACCUGGUUGAAUAUGACAAGGAAUUCAUGCCUUAUCAGCAUCACCACAAGGAGUUCAAAUUUAAUUUGUCUCAGAUUCCAGAAGGAGAGGCUGUUACUGCUGCUGAAUUCCGAAUCUACAAGGACUGUGUUUUUGGAGGCUUUAAAAAUCAAACCUUUCUGAUUAGCAUCUAUCAAGUAUUGCAAGAAUAUCAGAACAGAGAUUCAGACUUGUUUAUGCUGGACACCAGAAUAGUAUGGGCCUCAGAAGAAGGCUGGCUAGAAUUUGACAUCACUGCUACUAGCAACAUGUGGGUGAUAAACCCUCAGCAUAAUUUGGGACUCCAGAUGAGUGUGGUGACUAGAGAUGGUCUCAGUAUAAACCCUAGAGAAGCAGGACUAAUAGGUCGAGAUGGUCCUUAUGAUAAACAGCCUUUCAUGGUGGCUUUUUUCAAAGUGAGUGAAGUUCAUGUUCGAACUGCUAGGUCAGCUCCCAGCAGACGCAGGGACCAGAGCAGAAACCGCUCCACACAACCUCAAGAUGUUUCCAGGACAUCCAGUAUCACAGAUUACAACAGCAGUGAUCUAAAAACAGCUUGCAGAAAGCAUGAACUUUACGUGAGCUUCCAAGACUUGGGAUGGCAGGAUUGGAUAAUUGCACCAAAGGGUUAUGCUGCAAACUACUGUGAUGGAGAAUGCUCGUUUCCUCUCAAUGCUCAUAUGAAUGCCACCAAUCAUGCCAUUGUGCAAACUUUGGUUCACCUAAUGAAUCCAGAGAAUGUUCCCAAACCAUGUUGUGCUCCUACAAAACUCAAUGCAAUUUCAGUUCUUUACUUUGAUGACAAUUCUAACGUCAUUUUGAAAAAAUACAGGAAUAUGGUGGUAAGAGCUUGUGGAUGUCACUGACAGAAAGUUUCUUUACACGAUGCUUCAAAAAGAAAAUCUAAUGCUUCUGGAAUAGCAUUUGUGCCUUAAGAAGGAAUAAUGAAAAGCAAGGAAUUCUGUUACUACUUGCUAAGUAUUUGCAAAGUAAUGGCUUUUUGAUCUUACAGUUUUAAGUAAGCCAGAGCAAGUUAUAAAACGUGGAUCCUGUUAAUACAAUGGGUGAUCUGACAAAAGUCAGCCUGCUGUUUGAACUACAUUUCAGUCUUCCUAAGCAAACAUCUCUCAAAUCUUGGUUAAUAUCACAAGAAGAAAACAGGAGUCUGUGCUAAGGAAUAAAAUGCUCAGUUUAAGUUGAAAUUCCAGCCACGUAGAGGUUAACCAAGCUAUCCUUGCUUACUUUUAAGGCAUAGAUACUGAAUAUGUGAGAUCCUGGAAACUACUGCAAGAAAAUGUCUUCUAUUUAGAUGAAUUGCUUCAUUUAAAUUGCUUCAUUUAGAAGCUAAAGACAACUUUUAUACAUUGUCCCUUCAAAUGAAAAAACAACUGGUCAUAUACCUUGAUGAUCAGAUUAGGGCAACCUUGGCUGAGCUACCAUUUUGGGGGGUAGGGGGGUAUUUUGGAGGCAAAAUUAUCAUCAGUUAGGAAGAUGCUUCUGUGUUAAUUUCAAAGGCAUUUUCUACAGUUAUAUCCUGUUGCUAAUUCUAAUCAAAUUUCUUAAUGUCUUGGCAUAAUCAUGACCAAGUGUGCACAUAUACCCACAGUCUAUUCUUUAGACAAAAAACAUGUAACUCCAGUGGACAUAUGCAGGAACUGAGGAGUUUCAAACCAUGUGCUUUUUAAAUCUUUUGAGUUCCUAAAAUAGGAAAUAGAAUGGAUCACAUCAAGUUUACUAAAGAAGAGACACUUACCUGAUUUCUGUUUGGAAUAAUGUAAGAUGACAAGAUGGAAAUGAAGCAAAGCCUCUGUCAGAACUGCUUUACAUUUACUGGUAAUAACGGGGCAUAUUCUUAGUUUGAGAAAAAUACAUUUAAAUGGUAUAUGAUACUUAUUUCUGAGGUCAGAUUCCACAGCAGUGCCCCAGCAAGAUUUCAACAAAGUGCACUUCCCUUUGACUACUUUGCAUUUUAAGAAGCUUUUUGUAAAUAACUAAAGGUAUAAUUUAUUGCAGUCAUCAGAUAUAUUAACUUUGAUGUAUUAGUAAGACCAUGUUUUUUUAAAAAAAUUUAUUCAGAAAUUGUUUGUGUAAACAAUUGUACCACUUGAUUUUGUACAAGAAACUCAUGAGUUACAACUCAGUCAGUUCAUGAGAUUGUGCUUCUUUAGGUUUUUAAAAUGAAUAAAGGCUCCCUUUAAGGCAGAAAUAUGUGUUGAUUUCUCUGCCAGGUGUGAUUAGCCCUUUCAGUUAACUUCCAUGUUUCAUGAGGGUUUUUCCCUGUCUUGUUCUGGACAAAUUUUCUGGCCUUCAAAAAUGAAGGAGGAAGGACAAACUAGAGUACAAACACAGAGCAUGUAGACAUGGCUAUGAAAAUUGUCUAUCUUCAACCACAGUUAUGGCAAUAGAGUCCUUCUGUAUAGAACUGUAUGUACAGACCCGUAACAUUGCCCAGAAAAAUGGCAAUAAAUGUACACAUGCAAAUUAGAUCAAGAGUUAGUUGCUGUAGUUUGAUCUUGUAUCAUUACUUGCACUAGAAAUUCUUUGGCUUUAAUUGUCUCUCUUAGGGCAUACUAAAUUGGAAAUAGGAUUGGAUGGGGUUGGAGAAAAUAUUCAAACCUAUGGAUCAUCUGGAAAAAUUCUAUAGGCAAGUUUGGUUUCUUUGUUACUAUGGACCUGUGAAAAGAGAAGGUAUUUCACAGAGUUUUAAAGUUUUACCUAUUCAUCGGUGAGCAUGGAUCCUAGCUAAUCUGAAUCUGUUAUGUUGUAAAUAGAAGACAAUCCCCACCCAAUAAAAUCUGAUUUAUAAAGUACUGUCCGGAAUUGAAAUAAACAUCAAGUCUAUGUG